AUGGAUUCAAAGAAGUCUAACAAGAUUAGAGACAUUGUUAGGCUUCAACAAAUCCUCAAGAAGUGGAAGAAGGUUGCAAAUGCUUCCAAGAGCAACUCUGCCUCUGCUACUACUACGGCCACUACCACCGUCGUCACCACCACCAGUAAAGGAAUCCUGUUUUUAAAACGAACACUGUCGUUCACAGAUGUUUCUUCAAAUGACAUCGUUCCAAAAGGGUUUCUCGCUGUUUGUGUUGGGAAAGAGCUCAAGAGAUUCAUUAUUCCAACAGAUUAUUUGAGACACCAAGCAUUUGAGAUGUUGCUGCGAGAAGCCGAAGAGGAAUUUGGUUUCCAGCAAGUGGGUGUGCUCAAAAUUCCAUGCCAAGUAUCAGUGUUUGAAGAAAUAUUGAAGAUGGUGGAAGAUAAAAAAGAAGAAUUGCUCAGCUUGCAUGAUUCUGAGUCUGAUUUCAGUGGAGAGAAGGACAAGAUUACUCCCACUCAACAUGCUCAAAUGUGUAGAUGA
Molecule: messenger RNA, 504 nt
Organism: Gastrolobium bilobum
Lineage: Eukaryota; Viridiplantae; Streptophyta; Magnoliopsida; Fabales; Fabaceae
Product: auxin-responsive protein SAUR72-like
Exons: 1
Coding region: 1-504 (167 amino acids)
Biological process (GO): response to auxin
Source: RefSeq, a predicted model, not a curated record